AUGAAGCUCUUUGCUAUCUUCGCCUUUGCUCUGGCUGCUCUGUUCGGCACAGUUUGUGCCCAGAACAUCACUCAAUCUACAACUACUGCUACCGUGACCAAGACGGUCUUCCACACUGUGACCACCUCGGUCAACCUCGCCACUCUGCCCGGCUCUGCUUCCAGUUGUGCUGCCGCUUCCGAUGUUGCUUUUUCUGAUGAGCUGAAGAGCGUCUACGUCCAGACCAUCGAACUUACCUCCACUAUCUUCUCCACUGAAGUCGAUGGUGUUGUCAUCACCUCUCUGAGCACUGUGAUUGCGCCUGUCACGUCUACCGCCGUUGCCACUGCCACUGCCACUACAGUCUUGACAGACUUUGAAGAAGUCACCUCGACCAACACCAAGCAGAUCAGUACCACGGUCACUACCACCUCGGUCGUUGUUUCGGUCACGACCUCUGCCGCCGCAACUUCAACCUCUAUCGAACAGCAGAUCGCACAGAUGUGGGGUCCGAGCGGAGGUGCGCGUCUGGUCGUUGGCAAUUGGUUGGUCUUCAAUUUGGUUCUCUUGAGCUUUGUUCACUAUCUGUUUUUCGCUCACUGGUAG
This is a messenger RNA of Aureobasidium namibiae CBS 147.97, 585 nucleotides long. RefSeq lists its product as uncharacterized. The record is from RefSeq and is a predicted model, not a curated record. NCBI's taxonomy places the organism in Eukaryota, Fungi, Ascomycota, Dothideomycetes, Dothideales, Saccotheciaceae. The coding region runs from base 1 to 585 and encodes 194 amino acids. The transcript is spliced from 2 exons.